Suillus plorans is the source of this 1643-nucleotide messenger RNA. RefSeq lists its product as uncharacterized. Bases 238 to 1578 code for a protein of 446 amino acids. The transcript is spliced from 3 exons. The record is from RefSeq and is a predicted model, not a curated record. Lineage: Eukaryota; Fungi; Basidiomycota; Agaricomycetes; Boletales; Suillaceae.
AACCUGUGCAAGACCCCGAGGAGCCAAUCAUCAUGCCUGUUACGCGAGGCAGAGAUCGUAAAGGUCGAACGGCAUCGCCAUGCUUGAGCUUCAGCUCGCAUGGUCCAGCGUCCAACUCGCGUCGCCGUUACGUUUAACAGGUUCACGCCUGAACUGCCCCAUUAUGGAUAGAUUGAUAGAAUACACCCAUCAAAAGAGAGAAGAAUAUUAACGAUCAGACGAUAUGCCCUCGACUUCAUGAUGAUCCUCUUACUUUGCGCUAUCCUCUUCGGCGUUCCGUUUGUUCGCGCUUCACCGGUUUCACUCUCGGGUCUCAACGAUACCUGUAUCCUUCCACUCUUUUCCAAUAACUGGCAAUCCUCCCCUGAUGCUAGAACCUUGUGGGUCAUCAUAUCGAGCUGUGGCUUAACCUUGUUUGCGUGCACAUGGACUGCCGUCCCUCCGGACAUUCCGCGUCUGGGUGAGGGGAUAGUUGUUGUCACUGUCCGCCGUCUACUCCUCAUGUUUGUUGCGUAUUUCGCCCCCGAACUCAUGGCCGCCUGGGCCGCAUGGCAACUUAUAUGUGCUCGUCAAGUUGCCAAGGACUUCAAUGAUGUUCUUGGUGCGCAACGCGCGGCCGCCCAGCCCAACGGCGACCGUGAAGCCGCACCGCAGAACGGCCCGGCAGUCGUGUUACCUAAUGCCAUCUCAAAUUCAAACGGAAGUUCAAGCGCAGGGUGGACAGAGACACAUGGGUUCUUCGCCGGGAUGGGUGGAUUCCUGCUCUACGUCGAUGGUAAACCGUGGGCCACUCUCACACCCGAUGAACUCCUCCGGUUUGUUUGCGAGGGAUCUGUGGAGAUGCCCGUCAUCACGAAGGCAGACAUAGAAGACCGAAGUAAGGGUGAUGUGCUAUCCAGAUGUAUCACCAUUUUUCAGCUGGGAUGGUUCUUCAUCCAGAUCAUCGCCCGUUACGGCCAGCACCUCCCCACCACAUUGCUUGAACUCGACACUCUGGCUGUAGUUCUUCUGACCAUCGAUACAUAUGGCUUACUAUGGUGGCGGAAGCCUAAGGACGUACAGCGUCCUCAUAUUGUUCAUUGGAACUCGAAUUUUCCCCCACCACGCGAGUGCUUAGCCAACGACAAACGACGUACCCCAAUGCUUCUGUCUGUACUAUUUAAUCGCAAGGUUCGACGGUCUCAUACCUCGGCUCGGAAUAUGACCACAUUCCUCGCUGGAGGUGGAAGUGGGGUGCUGUUUGCAGUGAUGCAUACCCUGGGCUGGAAUUUUGUGUUUCCGAGCCACGCGGAGCGGGUAUUGUGGCGUAUGUCUUUCGUUGGGAAAGCAGGUUUAUCGUUAACGAUGUGGUCCCUCUGGUAUCUGGACACGCGGCCAUCGGAGUACAAGGGAUUAUCGGGUAAAGCCCUAUAUUUCCUUUCCGUUAAUCUCAUGAAGAUUAUUGGAGUUCUUGGUGUGAUAUACAUUCUUGCACGUCUUGCAAUAAUCACACUUAUCAUGCUGAGCUUACGAUCGCUACCUCAGGGUGUAUAUGAUACAAUAGCUUGGACCAAAUUUAUUCCACAUGUAGGUACGUAGUUUCAUUACAUCGCUGUAGCAGGGUACGAAGAUUGAGCCGGCAGCCCGAGCGGCAUAUCGCGACA